Molecule: messenger RNA, 2168 nt
Organism: Balaenoptera acutorostrata (minke whale)
Lineage: Eukaryota; Metazoa; Chordata; Mammalia; Artiodactyla; Balaenopteridae
Product: serine/threonine-protein kinase MRCK alpha-like
Exons: 13
Coding region: 126-1799 (557 amino acids)
Biological process (GO): peptidyl-threonine phosphorylation; actomyosin structure organization
Cellular component (GO): actomyosin; cytoskeleton; cytoplasm
Molecular function (GO): protein serine/threonine kinase activity
Source: RefSeq, a predicted model, not a curated record
GUGUGCAAUUCAACAGAGGAGUCCCUUUCAUCAAGGAUGAAAAGGAUGCCCAGGACUUGAUCUUAGAAAAAACCAAAGAAGUGGAGUCUUUACGAAAUUCCAGCUUGGUUAAAGGAGCAAGAAAAAUGCCAGGGGCAAUGGAGCGAUUUGAUAAACUGGAUAUGUCAGCUAUGCUUAAGUUGGAGCUGGCUUUCGACAGAGAGCGAAUUUCCAGAAAGAUCCUCCCAGAGGCUGCUCCAAGCACUCUAAACUGUAAAAUGAAAGCCAGAGAGAAGUACCAAUCUGACCUGUGGUUAGAAAUUGAACACCUGAAUAAGGGUUUAGUGCUACCAGACCCAAGUUCAUCUUCCUUGGCACGUUUUAAUACAACUACCUAUGCCGUGGCUCAGUGUGAAAUCACAGAUUCUGCUCACCUUCCAGUUCACACCCCAACGAUAAAGAGAAAGGAAUAUCAUAAUAGAAUCCUCUUUCCAACUCAGAUUCCAAAGAAAGCAGGGAUGAAAAAAGGAUGGCAGAGGGCAUUGGCUGUAGUGUGUGACUUCAAACUCUUCCUGUAUGAUAUGGAUGAAGAAGAAGACUCAACACCCAAUGUUGUAGUUAGUCAAGUGAUUGACAUGAGGGAUGGAGCGUUUUCUGUUAGUUCAGUCUGGCCCUCUGAUUUUAUUCCUGCAAGGAGAAAGGAAAUGCCUCGUAUGUUUAAGGUCACAGCUUCCCAGCUCUCAGCACCUAGUAAUAGAUAUUCAAUCCCAAUCUUAGCAGAUAGCGAGAAUGAGAAGAGUGAGUGGGUGAGCGUGCUGAGUGAACUGCACAAAAUAUUGAGAAAAAGUCAUUCCGGAGACCGCUCAGUCUAUGUUCUGAAAGAGGCUUAUGACAACAAUCUACCCCUGAUCAAAACCACCCAGACAGCUGCAAUCAUAGAUCACAAAAGAAUCGCUCUGGGAAAUGAAGAAGGGUUAUUUGUUGUCCACGUUACCAUAGAUGAAAUUAUUCGCAUUGGCUACAUGAAGAAGAUUCACCAGAUUGAGCUUAUCCCCCAUGGCCAGAUGGUUGCAGUGAUCUCAGGACGAAGUCACCAUGUGCAGCUGUUUCCCAUGUCAGCUUUGGAUGGACGAAAGACUGAUAUUCACAAGCUGGCAGAAACCAAAGGGUGCCAGACCGUGACUUCUGGAACAGUGUGCCAAGGGGCCCAUACAUGCCUCUGUGUGGCUAGGAAAAGCCAAGUCUUCUGUUACAAGCUGUUUCAGAGCAAGAAAAUUUCUCACAGAAAAUUUAAAGAGCUCCAAAUCCCAACCAAUGUCCAGUGGAUGGGCAUCUUCAGCGAACAGCUCUGUGUAGGAUUCCAAUCAGGAUUCCUGAGAUACCCCUUGAGGAGAGAAAGAAUUCCAUACAGGAUGCUGCACUCCCAUGACCCUACACUGUCAUUUAUUGCACAUCAACCAGUGGAUGCUCUCUGUGCAAUUGAGAUCUCUAGUAUUGAGUAUCUGUUAUGUUUUAAGAGCAUUGGAAUUUACACUGACAGCAGGGGCCUCAGAUCUAGGCCAGCUGAACUGAUGUGGCCAGCAACUCCAAGUUAUUGCUAUUCGUUAAGUGAGAUGAGAGGAAGGCUCAUCUUUGGUCUAUCUUAUACUGAACCAAGGGCCAGCCAUGACCAAGCACCUCCACCUAAGGGAGCAGCACCCAUUUCGUCAGGACUUUCUGCCAGGGAAGACUACUGCCACGUCCUUCCUGUGGUCUGCUGCACAGGGUGGGAUGUCACUCAAGGACCACACUUCAGACAUGUAAGAUCCUCCAUCCAUUAAAUCGUUGAUGUCUCUGUCGCUGAUUUUGGGCUCUUUUUUCAUUCUUUCAAGCCUCUGUGUUGCAGCCCAACUAUGUAGUUUUAAAUAAUUUGACUUGAUAAUAUGACUACACUUUAAUUGAGUCAAAAUGAGUUGUAAAUAAGUGGAAAAAAGAAAAGCUCCUAUUUGAAAAAUGUAUUUGUGUAGUGGACUGCACUGAAUAAAGUUGAGGCUAAUGAACAUUGGUUCCAUUUGGGAAGGAGAUGCAGAGUGGAAAUUUCCUCCAAUAAUCCCAUCAAGCACUAUGCUUUUGAUUAAACUGACCCUGUGUUUUUGUAUAAUUUAAAACAAAAUGUUGAAAUAUAUUUAUAUACAAUAAAGAACACAGAA